AUGUCAUCGAAUACGUGUUCCGUGAUUAUGUCAGGACUGAUUCUACUGGUAUUAGCAGUGGUAUCAUUCAGAGAAGUGCAAGGACACGUCGCCUUGACUUUUCCACAGGCGAGGAAAUAUGACUUGGAUUUUCUGGACAAUGCCAGGACACCUGGUCCAUGUGGAAUGCCUCGUGGCGAUAUUAAAACUACUUUACUGUCUGGGAGUAACUUUAACGUCACGUGGCAUCUGGCUUAUCCUCAUCGAGGUGGAUUUCGACUGCAAAUACUGGAUGCCCUUGACAGGCCAUUGAUUGAUCUAACUCCUGUGACAAAAAAUAGCGAGUUCGUAGAAGAUGAUGCUACGGCACAGAGUUAUGCCGUACAAUUACCUCAGAAUUUCACCUGUACAGACUGCACGAUUCGGCUUCUCCGAGAAGCUGAGGAAUGGGGCGCGAGUUAUAGAUUUUGGUCUUGCGCCGAUAUCAAUAUCAUCGACAGAAAGUCUUACAGAGAGGAUUGCAGCGGUCACGGUCGAUAUCUGGUAGGUCGAUGCAGGUGUGAUCGACUGUAUCACGGUACAAGGUGUGAAUUUAAGGAAGAAUGCCUGGAUGACUCGGAUUGCGGUAUUCAGGGCACGUGCAUUGACAAUGGCGGCACGACCGCACCCACCAAGCACUGCUAUUGCAAUAUUGGUUGGUUUGGACCGGGUUGCGCGAAGAAAUCUCCGAUCAAAACCAUCGACGUAGAAUUGGACGCAUAUACAAUGAAAAAGUUCUCUGACAAUUUUACCUUCUAUUGGCGGAUAUUAAAGGAAAGCAAAGAACUCGAGGGUAUUAUGGUGGUAAAUGGUACUAGCUGGGUUGCUGUUGGAUGGCGACCAAAUGACCUGACACCGAUGUGUCGCGCCUUUCCUGAAAUUCAGGAACGUCCAAAGGAUGAACCGCUUCCACAACCGGAACCAAAAUCAGAGCCGGAACCAGAGUCAGAACCGAAAGCCGUACCCAAACCGGAGCCUGAACCCGAACCCGAACCUGAACCUGAAUCUGGAACUGAAAGGUCAGGUACCAAGAGACGAUCGGCUAAAGCUCAUGAUGUGACUUCAUUGGCUUCAACUCCUCGAUCUGACGUCGAUGUGACGGUGCAAACUAGUGUGACAUAUCGCGUCAGCACGAAACAAGGACGCAAAAAGAGAUCACCGGAGUCUACAGGAAUUUCUGUGAAUGGGGAGCCCGUCGCCGAGCCGAGCACUGUCGACAGCACCAACACCACGCCCGAACCCGUAUCAGAACCAAAAUCCGAACCAGAACCUAUAUCCGAGCCCGAACCAAGACCAGAACCAGAAACCAAAUCCAAACCUGAACCUAGCUCAGAACCAGAACCCAGCCCAGAACCUGAGCCAAAAUCUGAACCAGAACCAAGCUCAAGACCAAAACCAACAUCCCAAUCAAACUUAACGAACGCUGAACCAAGAACAAAGGCAGAGGCUAUUUUAACUUCUGAGACACAAUAUGAACACAAGUCAAUAUCUCAUCCAGAGCCUAUUUCUCAAGUUAAAUCGAGAUCCCGAAUGGAAUUAAAACCCGAACCAGAGUCCAAUUCUGAACCUGAACCUGAACCCAAGUCUGAACCAGAACCAAGCUCUGAACCAGAACCCAAGUCUGAGCCAGAGCCAAACUCUGAACCAGAACCGAAAUCCGAGCCAGAACCCAGCUCUAAACCCGAACCCAAAUCCGAACCAGAGCCGGAGCCGAAAUCUGAACCAGAACCAAAGUCCGAACCGGAACCCAGUUCCGAAACAGAGCCAAAGUCUGAACCGGAACCCAAGUCAGAGCCGGAGCCAAAGUCAGAACCAACCUCGGAGCCGGAACCGAUCUUAGGUCUUAAGUCGAGUGCAACGAAAGCUAUCCUACCUGCAGUGUACAAAUACACGCCGAAACACGAUUUCAACCCUAUGGACUGCACAGACAUUAUAAUAGGAUCAGCACGAGGCAACAGUCACAGGAUUGGCGACUAUUACACUAGAGACAGGUCUACACCAAAGAAAGACGAAUAUUGGGGCGGAAGAGACACUUUGACUGCUGCUAUGGGCUUUGAACGUGAUGGGGUUACGACCAUACUUUUCAGAAGAAAAUUGGUAGCUAAUGAACUAACCGACCACGAAAUUAUUGAUGGUAAUAUGCAAGUGAUAUGGGCUAAAGGACAAGAACCUGGAAAAUAUGUUCAUCACCCACCCAGUGGCAUUGAAAAAGCCAAGGUCAGUGUGAAGGACUUUUAUAAGGCUGAUGAACUUAAGUAUCAUGGUCAUGGAGCACAGAGAGGAACAGUAACUUUUAAUUUCUUUGAUGAAAAAAAGAAACAAGAAAUGGCUAGUGAUGGUGAUGCAUUAGCGCCAACUUCAAAUUGCAGCGGUGAGUGGCAUUAUCCAAGACAUUGCUCUCCUGCAAAUGGUACCUGUGAAUACUCUAUUCAGUGGACUUACAAAGGACGAAAGGAUCAAUUAUCGUUUGUUAUUUCCACUGCUAACACGAAUACUUGGACCGGCGUUGGAUUCUCUGAUGACGAAAAAAUGUCGCAAACAGAUGCGGUGUUGGGCUGGGUCGACGAGAAAUCAGGUCGAGCUUUUCUCAUGGAUACUUGGAUCAGCGGAUAUAAUGCUCCGUUGCUUGAUCCAUCUCAAGAUAUCUAUAACACAGGCGGCAGUAAAGUGGAUGGUAUAACGACACUCAAGUUCUCGAGAAAACGGAUAACAAAGGACAAUAGAGAUCUUUCUUUCACGGACGAUCAUUGCUUGUAUAUGAUGUAUCCAGUCAAGGGUGGUAUUUUUAAUGCUGUCAACAAGAAAAUACGUAAACACGAUGCCGUGCCCGUUGUAUCCGCUGAAAGGAUAUGCAUAAGAUCUUGUGGUCUCGAAGAACUCGAGGAUCUUACAACGCCAGCUCCACCAAGGCUGCAUUACACCGUGGAGGUGAAGCUCAUAAAUUUGGGUGACGGUUUCAUGGCACCUACUCCCGGCAGUCCAGAUUUCGAACUUAUUUCAAACAGGAUAUCUGACAGCUUUACUCCACUUCUUGACAAAUUACCAGGCUAUUAUCAAAUUCGUCUCAGUGAAUUACAAAAGAACGAUGAGCAAAACGGUGUUAUUGCCCGCAUGGAUCUGAUCUUAGACAAAAACGAAGUAAAAGGCAGAUCAUUGAAACCUAUAGAUACCGGUGCAGCUGCGGAAAAGGCAUUAAAAGAAGCUCUUGUCACAGGAAAAGUCGGUGCAUUAAGUGUGGAUCCACAGUAUUUGAUCAUUAGAGCUCCUCGAGUAAAUGACUUAGGUGGAGGAGAUGCGGAUGAAGAGACGUCAUUUACGUCGGAUCUGUUCCUCGACGCAACGAAGCUAUAUAUUGUUGUCGGAUGCGUUGCUGCCUUACUUGCUCUUGCUCUACUACAAGCAAGCUGUACUCUUUACAGAUCAUCGAGGAGGCGAGCGACGAAGGAUCGUCUGAUCGCCAGUAACGCUUGGAAGGACUACGCCUCAGGUGCAAACACAAAUUUUGCUUUCGAAGCCUUCGAGACAGAGGAGAAAGCUCCGCCACCACCAGUUUCCAGUCUACCUCGUCACAGAGAGAUGACCGCAAACGGACUCGGUACUGAUACCGUAGAGGGUCCAAAUAGGAUAGUAGGACCACGAGCAACGUACAGUUUGCCGCGUGCACCGGGUUCGAGGCACACAGCCGCCAUCCAACCUGGUUACUAUACCCAAGAUCGCAGGGAACAUUAUCAGCGAUCAAAGAACAAUAUGCAUAAUCCGGCAGGCGGUGGCGUGUCCACACAACCGAAUCAACCUGACUUUUAUUUCAUGCCCAGUCAGCGUAAAUACAGUGGUGAGGUCGUGCGCGUGUAUGUGGAUUACGGAAGUCAGGCGCCAAAGUAAGGAAGCAUAUUGGGAAUUGGGAUUCCAACGAACGAUAAGAAAAAUCAGCGUCAAUGACUGUGCUGCCCUCUUCUCAGCUUUCCCUCGAUCAUGAACCCAAAGCGGACAAUUAAAUAUACUUCGCUUCAGUGAAGCGAUACUGUACAUAAAACACGUUUAGUGGACUUGGAGGAAAUGAGACUUCGAAACGAGAACUUCCUCCGAUGCUUUUCUUAUUAUCUUCUUCUUCUGUCUUUUCUUAUUUGACAGUCCUUUCUACUACCUUUUCCUUUCCCGUUUUUGCUCGAUCGCUUGCGAGCGUCGAUCGGGGGCAACACGCACGGUUUCAUCUAACUGAAUUACGCAGAAGUAGCGCUUACGACCAAAGAGUUAUCGAUAAGGCGCGCUCAAUGCGCGGUUCUGUACAAAAGCGCGUGGAGAAAUACACAGCACAAAUAUCAUUGUAACUCUCGAUGCGUAACAAGAUACGCGUGGAUCGUGUCCGGUGUCCGGAGUCCGGACCCCGUAACCCGUGCGUUAUUACAGCAACAUUUUACAUGUACUUACGAGCAAGCAUGGAUGUUUGAGCAAUAAAAUGUUUGUACAUUCUUUUUUAAUCGAAUACAUGCUUCUCUUCUCAAGGAUAAAGUUUCGUCGAAGUACCUCAUUUUGAAAGAACAAACAGGAACAGAAUUUUGUUUGUCACGUUCAGCUGUGAAAUUCAUAAUGUUUUUUUUUUUCAUUAUCUCUGUUGUUUAGUUAUUUUAUAAAAUAGAGUUGUGAUUGAAGUUUGGACUUUCUUCUUAAAGAUAAAAUUCCUUCUGUAAAAUGCAAUCGCAUGUGUUCUAAAACAAAAGCGGGGCAGAUGUGACACAAAUGUAUAUAUCAUCAUCCAUAAAACGUCAAAGUGAAAACGUUCUACGAAUGACUUUUAAUUUGUGACUCGCAUAAUGAAAUAUUAAAAAUAUUAGGUAAACGAAAAGAGCGAAUUCAUGGCUGUAGUAAUUCUCCUAUUAAUAUCAACAAUAGUGCUGAUAAUAAUAAUGGCAACAUUAGAGACAAUGAUAGAAGUACAUAAAAGACGUAACAAGUAGCACCCGCAAAUAGAAAUUUCUCACCGAGUACCUAAAUUGCACUUUUGCUAGUUCUUAAAUGGAUCAUUAUAGAAACAGUAAUACUUACAAUGACGAUACUGUCGAUAAGACAAUCGUAUUGGUACGGAUCAUAAAUUAUUACAAUAGUGAUAAAAUUAACGAUAAUACUUGUAAUAAUCAUAAUAACGAUAAUAGCAGCAGUAGUAACGAUGGCAAUAAUAUUACAGAAUUAAUAUUACAUUAACGUCGUUAACAACGGCGUUGCGCGCAAAACUAUGACUUCCGACGUGUUCUCCAUGAACGAUGGAAUAUUUAAGAUUAAUAUAAUUAAUAAUAAUAAUAUAAUAAUAUUAAUAAUAAUAAUAAUAACAAUAAUAAUAAUAAUUAUAAUUAUAAGGCGACACCACCAGGUAAGCUGUUUUUUACUUCCUUCGAAAGUCUGAUAUAUUCGGAAGCUAAUUAUAGCACGCAUUGCCUUCCUCGAUCCUAUUUAUUAUAUAACUAGUAUCGAGUACAUAAUUUCGGUCCUGCCAUAAAAUUAUUCUUUCGUUUCUUCCAUCAAGUAUGAGAAACAAGUGCCUACACGCUUUGAAUCACGUACCAGACAUACCCGCCAAAAAGCAUGAACAGAACAGUGAAUUUAUACUUUUAUCCUUAAAGAGUACGGGAAACAAGUACUCUUUGUAGAAAGUAUCUUAACGAAUAAAUGCGCUUUGAAUGUGGUAUAUAUAUGUAUGUAUGUAUGUAUGUAUGUAUGUAUGUAUGUAUGUAUAUAUGCAUGUAUGUAUUUAUUUAUUUAUUCGUACAAGCAGGAAAUAUAAUAAAAACGAAUUUCUUAUUUCAUUCUCGUGCACGUUUGCUUUUGGCGAGUAUGCACCGUUUCGACUAGUUCGUUCUUUUUUCUUUUUUUUCUCUUUUUUUGUUUUUUUUGUUUUUUUUGUUUUUUUUUUUUUUUUACUUCUGUUCGUCGCUAUUGCAUUCUUUCAUUCAAGCGUAUGCAAGCACACAUAGACACACACAAACUUAAAACAUUUCUUUCACGCCCUCUCGAUCUUUUUCUCUCAUUCUCUCUUCUUCCUAACCUUACUCUCUUUUCUCUUCUUUUUCUAUAUACCAUCUUCUCUACGCUCUCGCGCACUCCUAUCUUUUUAUAGAUACAUACGACGCGUAAGAUCAGCAGUACAUUGUUUUUUCUUCAAUAUAUUUUUUUAUCGUUUUUCUUUUUUUUAUUUCUUCUCGAUCGUCGAUCAAAGCAGUGUAGUAAGAGAGUACGGACAGGCGAA
This is a messenger RNA of Bombus terrestris (buff-tailed bumblebee), 6256 nucleotides long. RefSeq lists its product as uncharacterized. The coding region runs from base 1 to 3900 and encodes 1299 amino acids. The record is from RefSeq and is a predicted model, not a curated record. The transcript has 16 exons. Lineage: Eukaryota; Metazoa; Arthropoda; Insecta; Hymenoptera; Apidae.